CAUACGACGUGUCGUCUUUAUGAUUGUUCGUUCUUUCAAUCUCAUCUUUGAGAAUAUGCAGACGACAAUCGCACUCUUGGUAGCCAUGAACGAAGAUGAGCCAAAGUCUCAGAGCUUCAGAUGCUAAGAAUUUCUCUGUUUCCUAAUUUUCCUUCCAUUUGAAAUCCCUAGGGAUUGAGUUUCUUGUAAUUUUGUUUAUAGUUGAUGAAAUCGGGAGGAGUUUGACCUAUUUCGAUCAUUUUCUCUGCGUCUAACCUAAUUUGUUUGUGGUUGACUUGGAAUUGUUGAAGAUGUUUUGGUUUCGAUCCGGUGGUUUUGCUGCAUGAAUUGGACGACGGAAGGUUUGGGUGCGGAUCGAGCGCUUAGAGAGUAAGGAAGCUGAGCAGCGGCGCUGAAACAUGUCUGCCAUAGUGUGCGGGAAGAGAUCCUUAUUUGAAGACCUACCUACACCUCCCGUCUCUAAGAGAAUUCGUUGUUCGUCUUCUUCGCCUGUGAGGUUUUCGCCUCCGAGGUCAUCGAAUCAGUCUGCUUUUCCGUUUCCUCCGACGUCGUCUUCGCAAUCGGCUCAUUUAGUCGAUUAUCUUAGCGCAAUUUUUCCUGAUAUGGAUAAGCAGCUUCUAGAGAGAGCACUUGAAGAAAGUGGUGAUGAUCUAGACUUAGCCAUCAGAAGUUUGAACCAGCUUCAUUUAGGAUAUAAUGACAGAAAUUUGGGAAGCGCUUCAAACACCUCCGAUGUUGCUUUGGAAGCAAAUAUUCAACCUCAAUCCCAAGCAGAAACGCAAGGAGAAGCUGCAAUUGCUGAGGAAGCAACAGCUUCUGAGAAUCUUCCCACAAAUGGGGCAGAAUGGGUGGAACUCUUCGUGAGAGAAAUGACAAGUGCCUCGAAUAUGGACGAUGCACGAAGUCGUGCUUCAAGAGUUCUCGAGGUUCUGGAAAAAUCCAUCUGUGCCCGCGCAAAUGCCGAGGCAACAAAUAAUUUUCAGCAGGAAAACAAGAUGCUUAGAGAACAAGUGGAAGCACUUAUUCAGGAGAACACAAUUCUCAAAAGGGCUGUCUCGAUUCAGCACGAACGUCAGAAAGAAUACGAAGGCAGGAACCAGGAGUUACAACAUCUUAAGGAAUUAGUCGCUCAAUAUCAGGAACAGUUGAAAACCCUGGAGGUGAAUAACUAUGCACUUACAAUGCAUCUCAAGCAAGCUCAACAAAGCAGCUCCAUUCCAGGGCGUUUCCACCCUGACGUUUUCUAAUUAGGGCGUUUCCACAUCGUAACUCUGGUAAACUCGACACUCCGAUGACUUAUGCCCUAUCGAAAACAGUAAGACAUUCAACCCGAAGGUUCCUCUUUAUGUUAUCUAUAUCGUAUAAAAGAGUCUAGGCAUCUACUUUUCCAUCCAUCAGCACAGGGAUUCAUUCCUUUUCUUUUCUUUUUGUUAUGAAUUGAUUCUCAUGGAUAUUUAUUUGUGUUUUCAUUACCUGAUUAUAAUUCGAAGCUGAUCUGAAUACAGAGAAUGGAAAUUUCUACUACUUUUUACA
Molecule: messenger RNA, 1533 nt
Organism: Cucurbita maxima (winter squash)
Lineage: Eukaryota; Viridiplantae; Streptophyta; Magnoliopsida; Cucurbitales; Cucurbitaceae
Exons: 5
Coding region: 399-1247 (282 amino acids)
Molecular function (GO): ubiquitin binding
Source: RefSeq, a predicted model, not a curated record